Molecule: messenger RNA, 255 nt
Organism: Talaromyces amestolkiae
Lineage: Eukaryota; Fungi; Ascomycota; Eurotiomycetes; Eurotiales; Trichocomaceae
Exons: 2
Coding region: 1-255 (84 amino acids)
Source: RefSeq, a predicted model, not a curated record
AUGGCAUCAGAACCCGAGAAGAACAAAUCUGGAGGUACGGAGAGCCAAGGCGACAGUAGCCUCGACGCUGAUAUCCAUCGAAUUCAUUCUCAAAUCGAGCUUUUGCUGGAAGGCCUACGCAUUGACGGUAAUAGCAGCGCCAGUCAUUCAAUCGUUCAGGCUAUCCAAGACGGCGAGUCCCUUGAAUCAGUACUCUCCAUCGCCAUGGAGCUUGUCACGCAAGACGGGAAGAAGAAGAAGAAUCAGAAGCCAUAG